Aspergillus campestris IBT 28561 is the source of this 1377-nucleotide messenger RNA. It is a transcript of the gene cbhC, whose product is annotated as putative cellobiohydrolase. Lineage: Eukaryota; Fungi; Ascomycota; Eurotiomycetes; Eurotiales; Aspergillaceae. The transcript has 8 exons. Gene Ontology annotation, biological process: cellulose catabolic process. The record is from RefSeq and is a predicted model, not a curated record. The coding region runs from base 1 to 1377 and encodes 458 amino acids. Gene Ontology annotation, molecular function: hydrolase activity, hydrolyzing O-glycosyl compounds; cellulose binding. Gene Ontology annotation, cellular component: extracellular region.
AUGUCGCCGAUCAUGAAGCACGCCAUCUAUAUCGCUCUAUCAGCUCUGCUACCUGCUAUCCACGCCCAGCAGUCCCUUUGGGGCCAAUGCGGCGGUGCUGGAUGGACAGGUGAAACAAACUGUCCUGCAGGGGCGGCAUGUAGCACGCAAAACCCCCACUACGCGCAAUGUGUGCCGUCUACCGCAACGGCCACGACAACUGGAGGUUCUACGACUACAAGGACGACCCUGACGACGACCACCAGCUCGUCCACUCGUACCUCCACCAGCGCGGGAGCCACCACAACGGCUGCGCCAUCUGGAAACCCGUUCAGUGGAUACCAGCUUUAUGUCAACCCGUACUACUCGUCAGAGGUCCAUUCUCUGGCCAUUCCGUCUCUGACCGGCUCGCUGGUCGCCAAAGCUACCGCCGCGGCGAAAGUGCCGUCUUUUGUUUGGCUGGACGUGGCCGCGAAAGUUCCAACUAUGGGCACUUACCUGGCCGACAUCAAGGCGCAGAAUGCCGCCGGUGCUAGCCCUCCGGUCGCCGGUAUCUUUGUGGUUUACGAUCUACCAGAUCGGGACUGCGCGGCCUUAGCUAGUAAUGGCGAGUAUGCAAUUGGAAACAAUGGAGUGGCGAACUAUAAGAAGUACAUCGACGCCAUCCGGGCGCAGCUGGUGAAGUAUUCUGAUGUGCACACGAUUCUACUGAUCGAACCCGAUAGUCUUGCCAAUUUGGUCACCAAUCUCAACGUUCCUAAGUGUGCCAACGCCCAAGCUGCGUACAUGGAAUGCGUUUCCUACGCACUGAAGGAGCUCGACUUACCCAAUGUGUCCAUGUAUAUUGAUGCCGGGCAUGCCGGCUGGCUGGGCUGGGCUGCCAACGUCGGGCCCGCUGCCACUCUCUACGCAUCGGUGUACAAGGAUGCCGGGUCACCGGCGGCAGUUCGUGGGCUGGCGACCAACGUCGCUAACUACAAUGCCUGGUCGAUCGGAACCUGUCCGUCGUACACUUCUGGUAACACUAACUGCGACGAGAAGCGUUAUAUAAACGCCUUAGCUCCACUACUGCGAGACGCAGGGUUCCCGGCGCAUUUCCUGAUGGAUACCUCACGAAGCGGCGCCCAGCCCACCAAGCAGAGCGCUUGGGGUGACUGGUGCAAUGUUAUCGGGACUGGGUUCGGAGAGCGCUUCUCGACCAACACGGGCGAUCCGCUUCUCGAUGCCUUUGUCUGGGUUAAGCCGGGAGGCGAGAGCGACGGCACGUCCGAUAGCAGCGCCACCCGCUACGAUGCCCAUUGCGGAUACAGCGACUCCUUGCAGCCAGCUCCUGAGGCGGGGACGUGGUUCCAGGCCUACUUCGAGCAGUUGUUGGUCAAUGCGAACCCGACAUUCUAG